AAUUAACCCUCAACGGUACAACUAGUAGUGAUGACAUUAUUGAUAAUAAGAAUUACGCAGAACUAUUAAAGUUUUACUAGUAAAAUACGUGUAAAACUCAAAAAAUCAUCAUUGAAUAUAUAUUAGUAAUAAUUUUCUUAAAUUCCAAUAAGAAGUUUCUGUUUGCUGCUGUAUAAGUUUACCAGUGUUGACACUUGACAGUUAGGUAAAAGCAGUAAAAGCGCAGCAGGGUUAAGUCAAAAGCAAAAGUCAAAAAGUUAUCUUGUAAUCUUUGUUUUUUGUCAGCAUCACGUUGAUUUUGAUUUCCUGAGGUUGUCCGGGUUCAACAGUUCGCAGAAGCAGUCACAUUUUAUUGAUAAAACACACAAUCUUCAGUGAAAAUGGAAGACAAGGGUGAAUUAUUUACAACUCGCAUGAGAAAGGCGACGAGAAAAAUACACAACAUCAGUGAUGCCUUGGUGAACGCAAAGUUCGCUCUUUCACUGCGAGAUGAAGAAGUAUGGGGCGGUGGUCUUUUCAUAUUCUACCAUGUGUUUGGUUUCCUCGAAGAUGCUAAAGCAAGGCUGAACAUGCCAGACUUCGAUAAGCUGUUCGUCAAUAAGGUUUUAUACAGAAAGAAAGCAUUUGAAGAUGAUUUAACACAUUAUUUGGGCGAAAAUUGGAGGUCUAUAACUAAGGCGAUGGCACUAGACAACUACAUAGAACAUCUGCAAGAGUUGGAGAGGUCAAACCCAAGGCUACUGAUGGCAUAUGUCUAUCAUUUAUACUUGGGGCUCCUCAGCGGUGGACAGAUUCUGGCUAAGAAACGGAAGAUGUUUGGCGAUGAAAACGCCAAAACAGAUAUAUACACGGAUAAAGUAACAGACUUCUCUGGAACGGACAUAGCUCAGCUAAAGAAGGAUUUCAGACAAGCAAUGAAUGAGAUAGCAGAUACAAUGACUGAGGAAGAAAAGGACGCAUUCAUUGAGGAGAGCAACCAAGUGUUUGUGAUGAACAAUUUGAUCGUCAACUCGGUUGGAGGUCAGAACAAAGUUCUAUAUAACAUGUUGUAUAAAUUCUCAGCUGUUGUACUCAUUGUAGCUGGUGUUGUUACGGCGUAUAAAAUGUAUAAGUAAAUUGUGCCAAAGAUUGUACAAAAUCAAAAUAUUAUUAUAAUAAUGAGAGUUAUCGCUCCUAAAAUUUACGCUAGUUACAUUUAAGGUCUCUUCUCCAAUAAUCUACUAUAUAAAAAAAGUCCAGGUUUUCCAUCCUGACGCUAUAACUCCAGAACGCACGAACCGAUUUCCACGG
Molecule: messenger RNA, 1290 nt
Organism: Spodoptera litura
Lineage: Eukaryota; Metazoa; Arthropoda; Insecta; Lepidoptera; Noctuidae
Gene: Ho
Product: Heme oxygenase
Biological process (GO): heme oxidation
Molecular function (GO): heme oxygenase (decyclizing) activity
Source: RefSeq, a predicted model, not a curated record